This is a messenger RNA of Hydractinia symbiolongicarpus, 1561 nucleotides long. RefSeq lists its product as uncharacterized. The record is from RefSeq and is a predicted model, not a curated record. Bases 83 to 922 code for a protein of 279 amino acids. Lineage: Eukaryota; Metazoa; Cnidaria; Hydrozoa; Anthoathecata; Hydractiniidae. The transcript is spliced from 2 exons.
GACGGAAUGCAGCUAUUAUUAUAAAGAAGAAGAGAUGCGCCUAAUAGCUUGAGAAUCUAUGCAGAUCAACCUUAAGAGAUAAAUGAUGCCAGAUGUAAACCAGACAUAUUUUAUAUUCAACAAACGCUUCAAUGGAAGAAUUAACAUCUCUGACAAUGUAGAAAGAUUGUAUUUGACGCAACGCAGGGUGUGGGAAGCAACAGAUCUGUGGUUUUUAGAAGCGGAACCAAAACAUCCGGGAUUCUUUUAUUUGAAAAGUUUACACGAAGGAUAUCGAAUAACAAAAGGCGGGAGAGGAGAUGAUGUGCUCUCUUCAUUUCGCGGUAAUUACUUCGAUGAUCAACUUUGGAGAUUCCAAAAAGAGGGUGAAUACUAUAGACUCUUCAACUUCUAUUAUCCCGACGCUCAGCUAGCACAACCCGACGAUGAUACCACACAUGUACAUGCCUUCAGCCAUGGAAGUGACGAAAAUCGACUGUGGAAAUUUGUACCACGCUAUGUUGCUUCCAUUGAGACGCGAGUACUUUGGAGCUGUGAUAACCGAAAAGGCUCAGAGGCAUUCCAGCAAACGAUUGAAAUUACAAAAGGUAUUAAAAUGCUCAACUGUUCCUCCAUCCGUGCGCCAGAAAACGUUCGGAAAUCAUUGAAAAUAGCGCUUAUGAAGGAGUUAGGAAAGUUGGGUAAAUCCGGAAGUGAAAUGGAAAAGGAAUUUACUUCCGAAAUAAAUAAUUCAACUUUAAAAUCUGAAGAACAAGAUCGUCAAAGGAAUAGCGUUACCUUAUCUGCCCCCGCUGGUAAAAAGUACCAAGUAAUUCAAAAUGUAUGCACCUUUAAAAGUGUUAAUACUUUUGAAGAUUGCGAAAUUUCAACUGGGUUGCUCAUUGAAGAGAGUGACAAUGACUUGGAAUACCGGUUUUCAUAAUGGCAAUCACAGUCAUUGUUAAAAAAAUUAAACGUUGUGUAAUACAUGCUUUUAUAGAAUAACAUCGGCAGUUCUGUUUAAAAUGAUUUUUUAUUGAUGUGCUGAAAAUGACAUUUGUAAACUUUAAAAAAAAGUUGAAACUCUUGCUUGUGAUUUCAUUUUAAUUUUUAUUAUUUCUCUUCUCUAUUUUUAAUAUAAAAAAGUCAUGCAAACAAAAGAACAAAAUAUUUUUGCGGUUUUGUCAUCGACUGCCUGAAAGCGGCCCAUCAGCGGUGAAGGGACUGAAAUGUCGACUCGCUGCAAACAUCUACCAUUUUUAAAAUGAGUGGCGAAGAAUGACGAAGUUAAUUAAUUCCAUAAAAAGAAGCAUUAUCUCUAUUUACUCACGCGUACGCUUGGUCAGAUGGAAAAGCGUGUGCAGUCACUCCUUUGGUCCUUUUAUUUUGAGAUACAGGUUUUGGUUAUCCAAGUUCAACAAAAAGUAAGUUCUUUCCUUUCCAAUGUUUCUAUUUCGUUUUUAUUUAAGCACGGUAUAAUUGUUGAGCAUGAAGGCUUGGAUUAGCGGAAAACUUAGCAACAGUUACACCUCGUAUUUCAUGAUAAAAGGAAAGAAAAAGUUGAAAAUGACACUUGUUCCGA